UUGUGUCAUGAUGCAAUGAAAUGUUUUUUUUUCUCCCUGCCAUCACUUUGUGUCAGUUGUGUCUCUAAUCACUUGCUAUACACCACACAGCAACACAAAGUCAACACAACACAAAUAUUUACUUCUGUGACGCAUAUGACACAACGUUGUGUUUGAAAUUAAAUUCGCAGUAAUUUAAAAAUAUAAUUUUUCACGAAUAUUACUUUGCAUAGUUUAUGAGAUGAUGCGAUUAUCGCUGCUGCUGCUGCUGCUGCUGAGCCAGCUAAGUUCACAGACUAACCCUGCAGGGUCACAACGUGAACGCGUACUCAGGCUACUCGACGACUACGACGUGAACGUGUGGCCUGACCAGCACCGUAACAGUGCAACUGACGACUUUACGCUAGACCUUUUCUUGCGCCAACGCUGGAAUGAUCAUCGCUUGGCCUACGAGGGUGGUCUACCCAGCUACACUAUCGUAGACCCUCAGCUGCGCGAAAAGAUUUGGAAACCCGACACGUUCUUCGAGAACGUUAAAGUUGCGUCACUGCACACCGUCACCGUGCCCAACGUUCUGCUACGGGUCAGCCAGAACGGCGACGUUCUUUACAGCAUGCGGUUGACGUUGCGACUCUCCUGCUCCCUGGAGCUCGAACUCUACCCGUUCGAUGCUCAGACUUGCUACCUGCAUCUGUCUUCCUAUGCCAACCCUGGGAACGUGAUAGCGUACAGCUGGAGUGCGGAAGAUGCCCUCGAGAUCGACGACGAGAUCGAAAUUAGCGAAUUUGAUCUCAUGGCGUACGGCACUGAAAACCGUACAGUCGUUACGGUCACGGGAAUCUACAGCGGCCUUACGGCGCAUUUCGCGCUCCGGCGGCAGAACGGAUACCACAUCCUACAGACCUACAUCCCUACCAUCCUCAUCGUGUUCAUAUCCUGGGUAUCCUUCUGGCUUGACCCUAACGCUGCCCCUGGUAGGAUAACCCUUGGGGUCACAACCCUGCUGACCCUAACAACCCUGGCGGCAGGGGUUAGGCAGGCCCUGCCUCCCGUCUCCUACGUCAAGGCUAUCGACGUGUGGAUCGGUGUAUGCAUGAUCAUGGUGUUCAGCGCCCUGCUGGAGUUCACGGUAGCUAACUGGCUGGCAAACAAAUUAAUGAUCGACUCGAGACUUCCUGAACUAAUUCAUCUGCCAAGAUGGCUCGCGGGCUAUACUGGAGGAGCACCCAAGCCGCUCCCCGGUCAGCCUAAGAUGGAAGGCUACGGGCAGACCUACAUCUACUACGCCCGAGCGCUGGACCGCUUGUCGCGCGUCGUGUUCCCCGUGAACUUUUUGGUGUUCAACCUCAUCUACUGGCCCUACUACAUCAUCCUACAGCGCGCCAUAGCUUGACCGACAUCUACUAGCCCUACUACAUCAUCCUACAGCGCGCCAUAGCUUGACCAACAUCUACUGGCCCUACUACAUCAUCCUGCAGCGCGCCAUAGCUUGAACGACAUCUACUGGCCCUACUACAUCAUCCUGCAGCGCGCCAUAGCUUGACCGACAUCUACUGGCCCUACUACAUCAUCCUUCAGCGCGCCAUAGCUUGACCGACAUCUACUGG
Molecule: messenger RNA, 1586 nt
Organism: Hyalella azteca
Lineage: Eukaryota; Metazoa; Arthropoda; Malacostraca; Amphipoda; Hyalellidae
Product: glycine receptor subunit alphaZ1
Exons: 11
Coding region: 221-1372 (383 amino acids)
Biological process (GO): chemical synaptic transmission; chloride transmembrane transport; nervous system process
Cellular component (GO): synapse; membrane; neuron projection
Molecular function (GO): neurotransmitter receptor activity; chloride channel activity; extracellular ligand-gated monoatomic ion channel activity
Source: RefSeq, a predicted model, not a curated record